Hyaloscypha bicolor E is the source of this 774-nucleotide messenger RNA. RefSeq lists its product as uncharacterized. The annotation marks the transcript as partial. Gene Ontology annotation, biological process: siderophore biosynthetic process. NCBI's taxonomy places the organism in Eukaryota, Fungi, Ascomycota, Leotiomycetes, Helotiales, Hyaloscyphaceae. The record is from RefSeq and is a predicted model, not a curated record. The transcript has 2 exons.
GUGUUCAGAGAGGCUGCAGCUGUUGCAGGAAGUCAAGAUGACUUUGAGGAGUCAAAGCACUUCGGCGGUGUUUUGCGUGAGCAUCUGGAGAUCAGAGCAAGGGAGAGAGGUGAGGCGCUAAUCGUUGCUGCCGCGCCGGCACAGAAAAUUAUGAGCGGCGAGUGGAUAUGCUGUGCGGUUGGGAUUUUUGGGCCGGAUACGGUUGAGAAGAAGAAGCUCUGGGUCAAGAAUUAUACCUCGUACCUGCUGAGUCUGGUCCUACCCCCUCUUGUGAAACAUGGCAUCUGUCUCGAAGCCCAUGGUCAGAAUAUCGUUGCGCGGUUCUGCGUCAAAACGAAGGAGUUGAAGAGUUUCGGCGUGUACGACUUCGGUGGCAUUCGACUCCACGUUCCAACUCUUCAAUUAAAAGGCCACGAUAUGUCCUUUUUGCGUCCACAUCACUACCUAGCAUGCAACAACCUUCAAGAGGCAUGGAGCAAAAUUCGCCAUUUACUGUUCCAGAGCCAUUUGGGGCAACUCCUCGUAGCAUUGGAUCUGGAAACAAAGGGCGGAUGGGCAAUUGUAAAGGAAUCUAUCGUGGAGGUUUUGAACCCCGAAGAAAGUGAGGGGGGCAAGACGCUUCUUGAGGUUUUGCUCGCAAAAGAGAUGGCCGUGAAAUGUUUUUUUUUGAGAAUGAAGAUGGAAGGCAUGGUUCGAGAGGUUGAUUCACUCCCCGAAUUCAGGCCCCUUGUCUUAACGUGGAUUGCUAAUAUUUUGCGCAUUAUUAGAGAGUAG